AUGGCAAGUUGGUUUCCAUCUAUUUUAACAGGCCAAACUCAAGACCGACCUCAAGUUCCUCCUAUCCCACCUAUAACAGCAUUGCAACAACAAAGGCAGAAGCAAAUUGACUCUUUAUUUCAGUAUAAUUACAACGUAACCGAAACCGUUAAAUCACAAGAAUUUCGAAUCGUUGCCUCAUCUACUAACAAUGCGACGUAUUACCUGAAUAUAAACCUUCCACCGCAGUUUCCUGAUGAAAAACCGAUACUUUCUGUUUACCCUUCAUGCCGACAUCCUUGGAUCAAUGAACAGAUGAUAGUUACUGGAUGCCCUGCUAUUAAUGGGUUUAUGGUUCAUUCUUGCCUUGGUUUGGCUGUACAACAGGUUGUUAAAGAAUUUCAAGAACGACCUCCGCAAUUAUAUCAGCAGACUCAUCAAAGUCAAAGAAAUUACAAUAGUUACCCUUCUCCUCCCUCUAUACCUGAUAAUAAUAUGAAUAUGCCUCGCGCUAUCAACGUCAAUGAUGGAGAUGUUCCUUAUAAUCCGCCCAUGUUGUUUAAAAACAAUACAUAUAACAAGCCAGAGGUGCAAACUAAAUUUCCUAAAUUGCGAUCCUAUAGUACAUCUGAAUUAAAAGAAUUACGAGGCAACCAUGAAGCAAUAGAGAAGUUUAUCCAAAAUCUGGAUGAGGUACAUAUGAUCAAGGAAGAUCGAGAACAAAUUUUGAAUCGUUGUGAAGACAUUGCUCGAAUGAACCUAGCGAAAGCACCAGAAUUGGAAAAUCGUAGACAGAGCCUUCUUGAAUUGUACAUUACCAGAGAAGAAUAUCAAAAAGGUCUUGAUAAGGCUUUCGAAAUCCAAAGAGAACAUUUACGGGAUUAUUCUGUCGAUGCUAUUUAUACUAAUUUACGAGUUGCAACAGCCGACGCUGAUGAAAAGUCGGAGGAUCUUGCAGAAAAGUUCCUUGAUAGUAAGUCAUUACUUAUAUUUCAUAAUAUAUUAUGCAUAAACGAGCGUAUUAUUGAAGUCCACCUUGUUAUCGUAUCUUCAGGAAAGCUAUAUGAGAACUACCUUAUGUUGCAACAUGCAUGGUCAUUGGUUAUGAAUUGUUUCUGUAGCGAUUGUAAUCAACGGUUUCCGUAUUCGCGUUAA
Messenger RNA from Trichoplax adhaerens, 1134 nucleotides. RefSeq lists its product as uncharacterized. Bases 1 to 1134 code for a protein of 377 amino acids. Gene Ontology annotation, cellular component: ESCRT I complex. The record is from RefSeq and is a predicted model, not a curated record. The transcript has 14 exons. Gene Ontology annotation, biological process: ubiquitin-dependent protein catabolic process via the multivesicular body sorting pathway; protein targeting to vacuole; protein targeting to membrane. Lineage: Eukaryota; Metazoa; Placozoa; Uniplacotomia; Trichoplacea; Trichoplacidae.